This is a messenger RNA of Cyprinodon tularosa, 1553 nucleotides long. RefSeq names its product tripartite motif-containing protein 35-like. Bases 231 to 1553 code for a protein of 440 amino acids. Lineage: Eukaryota; Metazoa; Chordata; Actinopteri; Cyprinodontiformes; Cyprinodontidae. The record is from RefSeq and is a predicted model, not a curated record. The transcript is spliced from 6 exons. Gene Ontology annotation, molecular function: zinc ion binding.
UUCAGCCUUUAUGCAUCUGUUUUGUAUUCCCCACAUAGCGGAUGUGGCCCUGCUCCUGCCUUCUUGUUUUUCCGCAUUCUUUCAGCUCCACUGUAGGCAAAGGGAGGAUCCACACCGACAGUACUCAGCUCUGGCAUCGCCCAUUCUAUGACUCACUCUGCCUUUUGAGCUUCUGGUUAAAAAACAAAACCUGCAAAAACUGGACCUCUUUGAGUUAUUAAACACAGGAUAUGGCCUUUAGAGCCGACAGCAACCUCAGCUGUCCUGUCUGCCACGAUGUCUACAAAGACCCGGUCCUGCUGUCAUGUAGCCACAGCUUCUGUGAGGCCUGCCUUCAGAGUUGGUGGAGGAGGAGAGAGGAGCUUGAAUGCCCUGUGUGUAAACGCAUCUCUGGAAGAAAGAAGCCUCCACGUAACUUGGCGUUAAAGAACCUCUGUGAGGCCUUCUUGUUGGAGCAGGAAAGGAGCCUGGAGGAGCUCUGCUCGCUGCACUCCGAGAAACUGAAGCUCCUCUGUCUGGAGCACCAGGAGCCUAUUUGUCUCAUCUGCAGAGACUCAGAAAGACAUGCCAAUCACAGGUUCAGACCCAUCGAAGAAGUUGCUCGAGAUCAGAGAGAAGAGCUCGAGGCGUCGCUGAAGCCAUUGGAGGACAAACUUAAGCUCUUUAAAGAGGUCAGAGAAAAACAUGAACAAACAGGAAACCACAUUGAAGUCCAGGCUCAAUGUGUGAAGAAGCGGAUUAGGAAGGAGGUGAAGCUGCUUCAUGAGCUGCUGGAGGUAGAGGCAGAGGUCAGGAUUGCCGCUGUGAGGGAGGAGCAGAAGGAAAAGUGUGAAGUGGUAAAGAAGAGAGUGAAGGAUCUGAGGAAAAAGAUGGCGACUCUUUCAGAAGCAAUCACAAAGAUGAGGGAGGAGCUGAGAGCUGAUGAUCUUCUGUUCCUGCGCCGCCGUGGGGCGGCAGCAGAGCGAGUCCGGCAGCAAACCCAAAUGGAUCAUCCACCGCUGCUCUCUGGACUUCUUCUGGAUGAAGCCAAACACAAGGGCAAUCUGACCUUUAACAUCUGGAGCAAAAUGAACGACCUGUACUUCCCUGUGAUUCUGGAUCCAAACACGGCUCACCCAGGACUCAGACUGACUAAACAUCUGACCGGCGUCAAAUGGGGGGAGAGCCAAGAGCUUCCAGACAAUCCAGAAAGGUUCAACAGCUCCUCCAUCGUCCUCGGCUCUGAAGGUUUCACAUCUGGGAUUCACAGCUGGGGGAGAACCAGCACUGGAUGCUGGGCGUGGCACCAGAUCUUCGAUCCUCCAGUUAAGAAAAAGCUUCAGAAGAUCCGGGUUCAUCUGAACUGCACAACAGACGGACACUUUCUGAAGAUUCAACCGGACACAGUCUGUGUGCUGAACAAUGCAGACACCAUUUGCGACGAUGGAGACAGCGUUGACAUCGAGGAACAGCUCAGCCACGAUGGGGAUGAUCAGUCAAACGCCAGCCGAAUGGCUGCCCACUACCCUCCAACUCCCAGCGAAAUCCCCUCCACCUUCCAGCCUCUGGAGUGA